AUGGGAGCCGAAAGAGUAAAAGAAGCAAGACUACAAACAUUGAUGUCUGAUUUCGAACGUAUGCGAAUGAAGGAGACAGACACGAUCGAUGACUUCUCUGCAAAACUCUCAGAACUUGCCACAAAAUCGGCAGCUUUAGGAGAAAUCAUCGACGAGCCAAAGCUAGUAAAGAAGUUUCUACAAAGUUUACUUCGAGGAAGAUAUAUUCACAUUAUUGUCGCUCUAGAACAGGUCCUUGACCUCAAAACUACAACUUUUGAAGACAUCAUAGGGAGACUAAAGGCAUAUGAGGAGAGAAUCUGCGGUGAAGAAGAUCAACAAAGUGACCAAGGAAAACUCUUAUAUGCGAAUACAGAGUCACAAGAAGGUCAAGGAACUGGCAGAGGCAGAGGACGAGGGGGAAGAUUUUAUGGUAGAGGAAGAGGCCGCGGUUACUAUGAUAACAAUGGCAACCAACAGAACAACAGCUACAAACAAGAAAGAGACAGAUCCAAGAUUAUCUGUUUUAGGUGCGACAAAGCAGGACAUUACGCGUCGGUAUGUCCUGAUAGACUACUUAAGCUCCAAGAGACACAAGAGAAUGGAGAAGAAGAAGUCGAUGAUACACAAGAAGCAGAAAAGUUGAUGAUGCAUGAGGUUGUAUACCUCAACGAGAAGAAUGUAAAGGCAAGAAAGUUCGAAACUUGUCUAGACGGCGAGAAUGUCUGGUAUCUAGACAAUGGGGCCAGUAAUCACAUGACUGGAAACCUGGCCUACUUCAACAGAAUUGACGAGAAUGUCAGAGGAAAAGUCAGAUUUGAAGACAACUCACGCAUAUAUAUCAGAGGAAAAGGUUCGGUGUUGUUCAUAACCAAGGAUGGAGAUCAAAAAAUACUAGCCGAUGUGUACUAUAUUCCAGCCCUGAAGAGUAAUAUCAUAAGCCUCGGUCAAGCAACGGAGGCAGGGUGCGAGGUUAGGAUGAAAGGGGAGCUUCUAAGCGUAUAUGACAAGGACGGAAUAUUGCUUGUUAAAGCAAACAGUUCCAGCAAUCGGCUAUACAAAGUUCUUAUGGAGGUUGAGAAUACUACAGCUGGUAGCAUUAAGUGA
This is a messenger RNA of Eutrema salsugineum, 1086 nucleotides long. RefSeq lists its product as uncharacterized. The record is from RefSeq and is a predicted model, not a curated record. Gene Ontology annotation, molecular function: nucleic acid binding; zinc ion binding. Bases 1 to 1086 code for a protein of 361 amino acids. The transcript has a single exon. NCBI's taxonomy places the organism in Eukaryota, Viridiplantae, Streptophyta, Magnoliopsida, Brassicales, Brassicaceae.